GUGGUGACGUCGCAGCGUUCUUCCUGUUUGCCUCUGAACGCAAUGGCGGCGGCUGCGCGGCUUCUGUUGAGAAGUUCAGGCGUUAAGUCCUCUUUUAGCGGCUUACCCGGCAGCGUGCACGGCAGUUUGGGGAUAACUUUACUCAGACUGUCCCCGGACUGCACAACCAAGCCGACAACACAGAGAAGACAUGCAGCGCACUUCACCUAUCACCCUGACCCUGUCCCCACUCAGUAUGGGUCCACACAGAAGAUGAAUUUAUUUCAGUCUAUAACCAGUGCCCUGGACAACACUCUUUCAAGUGAUCCCACCGCAGUCAUUUUUGGAGAGGAUGUCGCUUUCGGUGGUGUUUUCCGAUGCACCGUUGGCCUGAGAGAUAAAUAUGGUAAAGAUCGUGUGUUCAACACGCCGUUGUGUGAGCAGGGCAUUGUGGGAUUUGGCAUCGGUGUAGCUGCUGCAGGUGCCACCGCUGUUGCAGAGAUACAGUUUGCUGACUACAUUUUCCCAGCGUUUGAUCAGAUUGUAAACGAAGCCGCCAAGUAUCGGUACCGUUCGGGGAACAUGUUUGACUGUGGUAACCUGACCAUCAGAGCUCCUUGGGGCUGCGUGGGUCACGGCUCGCUUUAUCACUCCCAGAGUCCAGAGGCCUUCUUCGCACACUGUCCUGGAAUAAAGAUUGUUGUGCCGAGAGGUCCAGUCCAGGCCAAGGGUCUCCUCCUGUCCUGCAUCGCCGAUCAGAACCCCUGCAUCUUUUUUGAGCCCAAAAUCUUGUACAGAGCAGCAGUUGAGCAGGUCCCCACAGAGGCCUAUAGCAUCCCUCUGUCUCAGGCUGAGGUCCUGCAGGAAGGAAGUGAUGUCACAAUGAUCGCCUGGGGGACACAGGUGCAUGUGAUAAGAGAAGUGGCCUCUAUGGCUCAGGAAAAGCUGGGUGUCUCCUGUGAAGUCAUUGACCUACGGACAAUUUUACCCUGGGAUAAAGAAACGGUUUGCAAGUCGGUGGUGAAAACUGGUCGCCUGCUCAUCAGUCAUGAAGCUCCAGUCACGGGAGGAUUUGCUUCUGAGAUCAGUGCUGCAGUUCAGGAAGAGUGUUUCCUUAAUUUAGAAGCGCCCAUUACUAGAGUCUGUGGGUAUGACACACCGUUCCCUCAUAUCUUUGAGCCCUUCUACAUCCCAGACAAGUGGAAGUGCUUUGAUGCUGUCAAGCGUAUGAUCAACUACUGAAGCUCAGAUGACGGGAUUAAGAUCAUGGACGUCUCCUCUUGACCAGACAACAAUAAUCUCAACGUCACUUUUUAAGUUACUACUUGUAGAUGGGACCAUGUUUCCAGACAAGCUGUCAUUUUUUGGGUGGAGAACAUCAUUGAUCUGUAUCUGGAGAAUCAACGUGGUUCAUGAACAUUAACAUGCAGACAUCAGAUGGGUGUUUUGCUGUUGAGUCUAGUCUUUGAUUGUCUGUAAUAUUGCUGUUACAUAUAGUGUGACCAUCUUAGUUUUGUUAUUAUACUUAAUUGGGGAUCUAGUAAUUAAAGGGCCGGGUUUAUGGUGUGAUCCAGUGUUUCUCUUUCUAACUGUAGUUUUAUAGUGACUUACCAUCCCCAAAAAAUGUUUGGGUUAAUUGAAUAAAUCUGAAUUGAUCAGAUUAAGCCGUCUACAUUUAAACAGCAGCAUCAGUUUGAAUGAUCUACAGUCAGGCACAUAACACUUUUCACUUUCACAUUUCAGUAAUAUUAAGCCAAAUCAAUGUUAUGUUGCACACAGAAAUAUUGUGUGAAAUACUCCAUCCGUAAUUAUACUGAAGUCUUUUUAUUGCUGCUCGUCAGUGCAUUAUGGGAUAGACAGUAGAUGAACAGACCUUCAGAGCUUAUCUGUGCAUUUUCAGAAAGUUGAAUUGCUCCAUGAUCUCUAUUUGACAGUCCUCUGAAGUUCAAUACCACACAAACAAGAAAGCUCAUGACCUACAAUUAGUUUAAUGUUAAAGUGUCAUUUUAAAAACAUAACUUUGUCAGUUAUGUAAGCAAAUUAACACUGAUGUUUUCUGCUGCUACUUUGAAAGUUUGUACAAGCUGAUGUUUAGCUUGAUUGUUUCAUGUAUUAAUUAAACAAAUUCAAGAUAAUACAAGAAAAGAGAAAAAUCCACACUUCCACAUCUUGCAAGAAAUCCAAAAUGAAACAAAAAUGGUAAGACUUUAUUUCAAUAGUCCACUUUAGACAUUUGACCAUAAGUAACUUUGCAACUACUUAUCACCAAUCUUUAGAGUAUUAGAAUGUCUGAAGUGGACUUUCAAAAUAAAAUGUAACCAUUAAAUUGCUGGACAAAACGCACAAGAGGAUCAAAAAUCGCCAAUCAGAAAUUUUCAUAAAAUUGGGUGGAAAACAACAAUGGCACCCAAAGAAAGCACAAAGAAUGUAAAAGAGCAGUCAAAAGAAUGAUAAUGCCUUGUCUCUACACUCUCAAUAAAUUUGGUUUGUGAUUUUU
Molecule: messenger RNA, 2476 nt
Organism: Misgurnus anguillicaudatus (oriental weatherfish)
Lineage: Eukaryota; Metazoa; Chordata; Actinopteri; Cypriniformes; Cobitidae
Source: RefSeq, a predicted model, not a curated record